UCGUAGCGCUUAAAAAGUGAAGCGACACGAGUCGCCACGGACGCAAGGAGAAAGCGCCAACGGAAAACCGUUUAUGACAUUUUGUUAGACUCAAAGCUAAAAAUAAUAACAGGCACACUCCCUCUUCGCACAAAGUUCUCACACGCUCCUGGUUUCAGAUCGGAGAAGAAAUGGCGAAAUCGAGCGCCGACGAUGCCGAGCUUCGGCGAGCGUGCCAGCUCGCAGUUGAGGGUACCAAGCACAAGGUCGUUCUCUGCAUUCGGACCGUCAAGACUCACGGCACGUGGGCAAAAUCUGCUAAGGUUCGCCAAAUGGCCAAGCCUAGGGUUCUCGUUCUAUGCACAAAAGCGAAAGGUCAGCGGACAAAAGCUUUUCUUCGAGUUUUAAAGUAUUCAACAGGAGGGGUGCUUGAGCCUGCUAAGUUAUACAAGCUGAAGCACCUCUCAAAAAUGGAAGUUGUAACAAAUGACCCCAGUGGAUGUACAUUUACACUGGGGUUUGAUAACCUUAGAAGCCAGAGCGUUGCUCCUGCACAGUGGACAAUGCGCAAUACGGAUGACAGAAAUCGCCUCCUCCUUUGUAUCUUAAAUAUCUGCAAAGAUGUCCUGGGUCGCUUACCGAAGGUUGUUGGUAUUGAUGUUGUGGAGAUGGCUCUUUGGGCUAAGGAAAAUACACCUGCAGUUUCCGCUCAAAGUAACCAACACGAUGGUGCUUCUAUUGCAUCUUCUGUGACUGAAUCAGAAUUGAAAGUCUAUGUUGAAAAGGAACUUGUCUCCCAGGCCGAGGAAGAGGACAUAGAGGCUCUUCUGGGAACUUAUAUCAUGGGUGUUGGUGAAGCAGAGGCAUUUUCUGAAAGGUUAAAAAGAGAGCUCCAGGCUCUGGAAGCAGCAAAUGUGCAUGCCAUUUUAGAAAGUGAACCUUUGAUAGAUGAGGUAUUGCACGGGCUUGAGUCAGCAACAAAUAGUCUGGAAGACAUGAAUGAAUGGUUAGCCAUGUUCAACGUAAAACUUCGACACAUGAGGGAAGAUAUUGAAUCAAUUGAAACCCGCAAUAACAAGUUGGAAAUGCAAAAUGUAAAUAACAGAUCUCUUAUUGAAGAGCUUGAUAAGCUUCUUGAGCAAUUGAGUAUCCCUUCAGAGUAUUCAGCAUGUUUGACAGGAGAUUCAUUUGAUGAAGCACAAAUGCAGCAAAACAUAGAAGCAUGUGAGUGGUUGACAACUGCCAUGCGUGGUCUAGAAGUGCCUAACAUAGAUCCUACUUAUGCAAAAAUGAGAGGAGUUAAAGAGAAGCGAGGAGAACUUCAAAUAAUAAAGUCUACUUUUGUUGGGAAAGCUUCUGAGUACAUGAGAAAUUACUUUGCUACUUUUGUGGACUUUAUGUUGAAUGAUAAAAAUUACUUCUCUCAGCGAGGGCAGUUGAAAAGGCCAGAUCAUGCUGACUUGAGGUUCAAGUGUAGGACAUAUGCGCGCCUUCUUAAGCAUUUAAAGAUUCUUGAUAAGAAUUGUUUGGGUCCACUGAGAAAAGCCUAUUGCAGUUCUCUAAACUUGCUUCUUCGAAAGGAGGCCCGGGAAUUUGCUAAUGAACUUCGUGCUGGUGUGAAAACUUCUAAAACCCCCUCUGUUUGGCUUGAAGUCUUCACGGGAUCCGGUCAAAAUGUAAAUCCUGCUGACACUGCAACAGUUUCUGAAGCAUAUGCAAAGAUGCUCACGAUUUUUAUCCCACUCUUGGUGGAUGAGAGCUUGUUUUUUGCACACUUUAUGUGCUUUGAAGUUCCUUCAGCUGUUGAUGGUAAUAAAACUACACACAAUGAUGAGGAUGAUGAUGGUAUUGCAUCUGGUAAAAUUGCUGUGGAUCUUGCAGCUUUAAAUGAAUCACUUCAGGAUUUGCUUGAUGGAAUUCAAGAAGACUUCGGUUCUGUUGUGGACUGGGCAUACAAGAUUGAUCCUUUGUGCUGCAUAUCAAUGCAUGGAACUACAGAGCGCUAUCUCUCGGGUCAGAAAGCUGAUGCAGCAGGAUAUGUACGCGUUUUGCUUGAUGACUUAGAGGCUCGCAUAUCCUUUCAGUUCGGUCGAUUUGUGGACGAUGCUUGCCAUCAAAUUGAAAGAAAUGAGCGCAAUGCUCGCCAAACAGGUGUCCUACCAUACAUUCCUAGAUUUGCAGCCCUUGCAACUCGGAUGGAACAGUUUGUUGCAGGACAGUCGAGGGAUUUGGUUGACCAAGCCUACACAAAAUUUGUCAGCAUAAUGUUUGUAACUUUAGAAAAAAAUGCACAAGCAGAUCCGAAGUAUGCAGAUAUUUUUCUCAUAGAAAACUAUGCCGCAUUUCAGAAUAGUUUGUAUGACCUUGCAAAUGUUGUGCCCACUUUAGCGAAGUUUUAUCAUCAAGCUAGUGAAGCCUACGAGCAAGCUUGUACACGCCAUAUUAGUGUGAUUAUCUACUAUCAAUUUGAACGCCUUUUCCAGUUUGCUCGAAAGAUCGAGGACUUGAUAUUGAAUAAUGUUGCACCUGAAGAGAUUCCUUUCCAAGUUGGGCUGUCAAAAGCGGAUCUACGGAAGACGUUAAAGUCCAGUUUAUCCGGGGUGGACAAGUCCAUUGCUGCCAUGUAUAAGAAAUUGCAGAAAAACUUGACUUCCGAGGAACUCUUACCUUCCUUAUGGGAUAAAUGCAAGAAGGAUUUUCUUGAUAAGUACGAAACUUUUGUCCAACUUGUUGCCAAGAUAUACCCAGCUGAGUCAGUCCCUUCUGUGGGGGAGUUGCGAGACCUUCUAGCUUCCAUGUAAAUCUUUAUUUAUACACAUUCUAUCAUUUUUCCAUUUUUUUUUGGGCCUGUAAUCACGUAAUUGGAUUUACUUGACCAUAAUGCAUCCUGAAAGGAAUGCGGUCAAUAUUUAGCUCAUGUUUAAUUUUCAUAUUUUUAUUACUGUUGCUAUGUCAUGAACUGCAUAAUUUAAAAAUGUUUAUAAUAAGUUUUUACUG
Messenger RNA from Vigna angularis (adzuki bean), 2976 nucleotides. RefSeq names its product exocyst complex component SEC3A. The record is from RefSeq and is a predicted model, not a curated record. The transcript has 25 exons. The coding region runs from base 171 to 2780 and encodes 869 amino acids. NCBI's taxonomy places the organism in Eukaryota, Viridiplantae, Streptophyta, Magnoliopsida, Fabales, Fabaceae. Gene Ontology annotation, molecular function: phosphatidylinositol-4,5-bisphosphate binding. Gene Ontology annotation, cellular component: exocyst; plasma membrane. Gene Ontology annotation, biological process: Golgi to plasma membrane transport; exocytosis.